AGCGGCCCCUUCUAGCGCGUGACAUCCUGCGGUGACGAGACGAGCGUUAGGAGGACGCGACUCGAGAGCAUGGACGAAGCGGCGGCGAUGACGGAGGCGGCGAAGCGCUGCGGCGAGGGGCGGGGCCCACCCAAGGCGGUGGUGCGAUGGGGACGGAGGGCGUGGGAGCUUCUGGAGGCGGUGCGGCGGCGUGCUCCGCUGGUCCAGUGCAUCACCAACUUCGUGUCCAUGGACCUCGUGGCCAACGCCCUCCUGGCCGCUGGGGCGUCGCCGGCGAUGAUCCACUCCCUAUCGGAGAUCGACGACUUCACCCCCCGUGCCGACGCUAUCUUGAUCAACGUUGGUACGCUCUCCGACGGGUGGCUCCCAUCUAUGAGGGCGGCCGCCGCCGCCGCCGCCCGGGCUGGCCGCCCCUGGGUCCUCGACCCUGUCGCUGUCUCCGCCUCGGACUUCCGAUUGGAGGCCUGCCUCAGCCUCGUGGGCCUCCGCCCCGCCGUCAUCCGAGGCAACCCCUCGGAGAUUCUAGGGCUUUCUUCCGCGUGCCGGAUUCGCGACUCCAAGGGUGUGGACAGCUCCCAUGAACCAAUGGAUGCUGUGGGAGCUGCCAAGUCAUUGGCACAAGCCAGUGGCGCCAUAGUUGCAGUAUCUGGAGCUGUGGAUGUCAUCACGGAUGGACGGCAGGUGGUGGGUGCACACAAUGGGGUGGCCAUGAUGCAGAGGAUCACGGCAACAGGGUGUGCCGUCACGGCACUUAUCGCUGCCUUUGUUGCAAUUGAUCCACCAAAUGCUCUGGAAGCCACUGCAUGUGCUCUCUCCAUCUUUGGCUUGGCAGCUGAGCUGGGGAUGGCUAUGGCAAAGGGACCGGCCUCGCUGCGGAUGCAUAUGAUUGACUCACUUCAUGGACUUGAUGAGCACACUGUAGCUUCCCGGGUCAACAUUUCCUUCAUAGCAUAGGCUCUCGACAGCAGGUAUGUUGAUGCCUUCUUCAUAUCUAUACAAUGAUAAAUUCGAAUGAUUUCCAUAGUACAGCCAAUACAAGACGAGGUGAAUUUUACUGAGCUUCUCUUUUUUGUUUUUUCAUUGUUUCUAUAUAAACUGGAGAAGUGCUACCAUAAAAUUACUCAGGACAUGAUAACUUUUUUUUUCUUCCUUUUCCAUUAAGAACUGGCCUAUAUAUUGGUCUUCUUUUAUCAAGUCAUGACUUGAUUGAGUUAUCUGGCUGCUAAUUACCUAAUAAUAGCACAGUGCAUUCAUGAAAAUUGAACACAGAAUCUUGGAGCUGCACCCAGAUAUACUUUAUCAGAAAUUGAUGUCUACAGGUAAAUAUAAUAAUAUAAGUUGGAAAGAUGUUCUCUAAGUUGUUGGCUUUAUAGGAAAGGGAAGAAAUGCUAUUAUAGAAGAACUCGUUGUAUUGAUGUAUCCUUUAACAAUGGACUAGCAUCAAACUGAAGUCAUGCAAAUUGAAUCAUCUGCUGUGCGAUAUUUGCACCGUAGAGUGCAGUGCCAUCUUGAAGAAUUGUGGCUCUCUUUUUAACUUCCAAUGCAUUGCAUAUAUCUUGUACUAAAAAAAAAAGUACAUAUCUUCAUAAAUAAAUGAAAGCUGCCCAUCAGCUAUCUACCGUGA
Messenger RNA from Phoenix dactylifera (date palm), 1624 nucleotides. Its product is annotated as hydroxyethylthiazole kinase family protein. The record is from RefSeq and is a predicted model, not a curated record. NCBI's taxonomy places the organism in Eukaryota, Viridiplantae, Streptophyta, Magnoliopsida, Arecales, Arecaceae. Gene Ontology annotation, biological process: thiamine biosynthetic process. Gene Ontology annotation, molecular function: ATP binding; hydroxyethylthiazole kinase activity; magnesium ion binding.